Molecule: messenger RNA, 1251 nt
Organism: Aspergillus mulundensis
Lineage: Eukaryota; Fungi; Ascomycota; Eurotiomycetes; Eurotiales; Aspergillaceae
Product: SPFH domain-containing protein
Exons: 2
Coding region: 1-1251 (416 amino acids)
Cellular component (GO): membrane
Source: RefSeq, a predicted model, not a curated record
AUGGACGUGGCCUCUAAACAAACCGCGAAGCUCCUUCGUUCCUCCGCACUCCGCACUCACCCCCGUCUUGCUUCCGCCAUCCCAGCAACACAAACAACGGUCCGUCGAAGAAAUCUCUCAAGCGCACCGCGACGAAAUGCCCCUGAAUCAUCACUUCUCGGUCUAGCCUCUGCAGGCUCGCCUUCUGGGUCACCUCCCACGUAUUUCUCGAGCCGGCAGGCUUUGCCCAUGAACACGAUUGUUCGGUUCGUUCCGCAGCAGACGGCAUGGAUUGUUGAGCGCAUGGGCAAGUUCCACCGUAUUCUGGAGCCCGGUUUGGCGAUCCUAGUCCCAUUCUUGGAUCGGAUUGCGUACGUCAAGAGCUUGAAGGAGUCGGCGAUUGAGAUCCCAAGCCAGAAUGCGAUCACGGCGGAUAAUGUUACAUUGGAACUUGAUGGUGUGUUGUAUACAAGGGUUUUCGACGCUUACAAGGCGAGCUACGGAGUGGAAGACGCCGAAUACGCUAUUUCUCAACUUGCACAGACGACAAUGCGAUCGGAAAUCGGCCAGCUGACUCUGGACCAUGUCCUGAAGGAGCGUGCAAUGCUCAACACCAACAUCACACAGGCCAUCAACGAAGCUGCCCAGGCGUGGGGUGUUACCUGUUUGCGAUACGAGAUUCGAGACAUCCACGCGCCGGAUGGUGUCGUCGAGGCUAUGCAUCGCCAGGUGACGGCCGAGCGGUCAAAGCGAGCGGAGAUCCUUGACUCCGAGGGUCAACGGCAGAGUGCGAUCAACAUCGCCGAGGGUCGCAAGCAGUCCGUCAUCUUAGCUUCCGAGGCCGACAGAAUUGAGCGCGUCAACCGCGCCAAUGGUGAGGCAGCGGCGAUCCGGGCAAAGGCUGAGGCGACUGCGAAGGCGAUUGAAACCGUGGCUCAAGCUAUCGAGGCCGGACAGACGAGCGCGCAAGGCGCUAUGAGCCUUAACAUCGCCGAGAAGUACGUUGAGGCCUUUGGGAAGCUUGCUCAUCAGGGCACGGCUGUCGUUGUUCCCGGAAACAUGGGAGACCUCGGUGGGAUGAUCGCAAAUGCCAUGGCGGUCUACGGAAAAGUGAGCGGAACCCAGGCACGGAGCAUUGCGGCGAAGGCUCUGGGAGUGCAGGAUUCACAGACUGCUGAGAAGACAUCGGAGACCACGCCCGAAAACAAAGCGAGCGUCACUGAGGAUAUCCUUGAGGGGUUCGAGCAGACGCGUCGAGAAGAGAAGAACUAA